Messenger RNA from Cladocopium goreaui, 739 nucleotides. Lineage: Eukaryota; Dinophyceae; Suessiales; Symbiodiniaceae. The record is from the annotation of a GenBank genome assembly.
UCCACCGCGCAUUUUCUGCUGCAUUCCGCUGCCAUGUCAACCUUGAAGCCGCCACUGCCACGCUCUGAAUCUGAGCUGGGCAAAAACCUGGAAACCAAGGGCACCAACUCCUACUACUACGCGCACAAUGAGUCCUGGGAGGUGCCCGGGCAUGCGAAGGUGAGAUCAGGGCCAGGGCUGGUGACUGGUGGGGCGCCCGUGAAGCUAGGUGCGGAUGGACAAACCCAGCAGGUGCAGGGCUACCAGUCGCCUCAUGGAGGCGAUGACGUCACAGGAGAUGUGGUAGCGGAGCUGCGAAAAAGAGUGGAAGAACUGGAAAGUGAACUGGUUCAGGCUCGGGCGGGAACCAAAGCCAUCUCGCAGUUCUCCUUCAGUGACGAGGGGGCGAAGUGUAAGGUCUAUGUUGAUGUUGAGAAGGAUGUGCUGGAGAGGCAGCUGGAGCAGGAAGAUUCCAACUCCACCAGCGAGGCAGCAGUGGUGGUCUCCUUUUGUGGCAGGAGCUGCAGCCUCCGAAUCACCCUCACGGCACCUGAUGGAGCUGUGUUGGAGCGACGUGCUUUGACGCUGGUGGGUGACUCGGACAUUGUCCCAAAGAAGUGCACCUACAAGGUGGACCGCAGCAAGGGGCGCAUCACUUUGAGUUUCUACAAGGAGGAUGCUAAGAAAAUCUGGCACAAUGUGAAACCUCAAAAGACGUGAGGCUCGAGGCUCAGAUAGCAGAAGAUCUUGCGCCAAAAAA